AUGUCUUCUCACAAGACUUUUGGGAUCAAGAAAUUGCUGGCCAAGAAACAAAACCAAAGUUGUCCUAUUCUCCAAUGGAUUUGGAUGAAAACUAUUAACAAAAUGAGAUACAACUCCAAGAGAAGACACUGGAGGAAAAUGAAGACUUCUUUGUAG
Messenger RNA from Arvicanthis niloticus (Nile rat), 156 nucleotides. RefSeq names its product large ribosomal subunit protein eL39-like. The record is from RefSeq and is a predicted model, not a curated record. Gene Ontology annotation, biological process: translation. NCBI's taxonomy places the organism in Eukaryota, Metazoa, Chordata, Mammalia, Rodentia, Muridae. Gene Ontology annotation, molecular function: structural constituent of ribosome. Gene Ontology annotation, cellular component: cytosolic large ribosomal subunit; ribosome.